Nematostella vectensis (starlet sea anemone) is the source of this 2477-nucleotide messenger RNA. Its product is annotated as secreted protein C. Lineage: Eukaryota; Metazoa; Cnidaria; Anthozoa; Actiniaria; Edwardsiidae. The coding region runs from base 100 to 1671 and encodes 523 amino acids. The transcript has 7 exons. The record is from RefSeq and is a predicted model, not a curated record.
AGCGCGCAUCAUUCAUCAAAGUCAAAAUCCAACGGGUCUCAAGUGGAAAAACAAGCAUUUAGAAUCGUUCUCAUAAAUUUGAAGUCCUUUGAACAAAACAUGGCUUCCAUAAGACAAAUCGAGGGACUAGCGUUUCUCUUCUACUGCUCUUUAUUUGCUCUAGCGAGAGGGCAAAGUUCCAUAACUCCUUCUCCGAGUCCAUCGUUCUCACUCAACUCCACAGCUUGGUACAAUGGCACAAUGAAUAACACCGAGAGUUUAAACGCCACGACUGCGAUGACCACAACUAUUUCCGAAAGUGGAGGGCCUACCAAAACCACAACUUCCGGAUCCGGAAGUGAAGGGUCUACCAAAACCACAACUGCCGGAUCCGGAAGUGGAGAGUCUACCACAACCACAACUGUCGGAUUCGGAAGUGAAGGGUCUACUACAACCACAACUACCGGAUCCGGAAGUGGAGGGUCUACCACAAGCACAACUGCCGAAUCCGGAAAUGAAGGAUCUAUCACGACCACAACUGCCGGAUCCGGAAGUGGAGGAUCUACCACGACCACAACAGCCGGAUCCGGAAGUGGAGGGUCUACCACGACCACAACAGCCGGAUCCGGAAGUGGAGGGUCUACCACGACCACAACAGCCGGAUCCGGAAGUGGAGGGUCUACUACAACCACAACUGCCGGAUCCGGAAGUGGAGGGUCUACCACGACCACAACAGCCGGGUCCGGAAGUGGAGGGUCUACCACAACCACAACCGCCGGAUCCGGAAGUGGAGGGUCUACCACAACCACAACUGCCGGAUCCGGAAGUGGAGGGUCUACCACGACCACAACAGCCGGGUCCGGAAGUGGAGGGUCUACCACGACCACAACAGCCGGGUCCGGAAGUGGAGGGUCUACCACAACCACAACAGCCGGGUCCGGAAGUGGAGGGUCUACCACGACCACAACAGCCGGGUCCGGAAGUGGAGGGUCUACCACAACCACAACUGCCGGAUCGGGAGGAAGCGGAGGUGGCGGUACCGGUGGCUCCACUGCCAUACAGCCAACUGCAACUGCCUCGGUCCUGGUCUCCACCUCCGUACAAGGUUCCACAAUGUCAGCACCUAAGCCUUACACUGAAACCAAGAUCAGUUUUGUAACGGAAGGAAAUUUUAAAGCACUCAAUGACGAGCAAAAAGGCGCGCUUAAGAAGGCCUUCGAAGAGGAAGUCUGCAAUACGACUAGGAAGAUGUACGGUGGAUUGGUAGAGGAAUGUAAAGUAGAAGGCAUUCGUGGGGGCAGCAUCAUCAUCGACAUGAUAAUCAUUUUCUCUACCAGCAACACAAGUGAUGUCAAUAUAACCGGUCUUUUGAUGGAAGUUGAACGGCAAGCGAACCAAACUGGAGGGAUUGGCGGGUACAAGGUCCUGAGCACAAAUUUCCAGAUCGCCGUCGUGCAGCCCACUUCAAGCCCUGCAGUCACGGGGGCCAAGACGGACGACGACGACGGUAUGCCCGGGUGGCAGAUCGCACUUAUCGUCAUCCUUGUCUUGGUGCUCAUCGCGGUCGUCAUCUUCGUGGUUUUUAUGCUCGUCGUGAAGAAGAAGGUGGACGAAAAAGAGACAAAUGGGAUUCCACUGGGGAUUCAAAACCAAGGGGCAUCACUGCAUGACGAAGGACUCAACAAAGUCUGAAGACGUCCGAAUUUAGCUCAAAUUUAGAUACCCAAGAGGGGAGAAUGCCGGAAUGAUACAUUAGAUGGGAGGUAAAAGCAUCAGAAACCUGGACCAGGCAGAGUAGUCCUGGUUGGCGGGAUAGCCCUGGGUCUAGUAGGAGCAGUCCGUUACGAAUGUUGCUGCUUCUAGUGAUAUUUACUGUAAUAAAUAGAUAAGAACGCCCUACAAGGUAGACCAGGCGUACCCUUAUUAUUUAGUGUUGUGCAAGUUGUAGUUAGAAAGACAAAAAAGCCAAUAGUCUGCCAAACAUACAAACAAUAAAACAACUAUAAUAAAAUAGAUAAGUAAAUAAUCGAUAGAUAAGUAAUAAACUAAAUAAUAUAGUUAAGUUGAACAAUUAGCAAAAUUGUCCCCAGGAGGUAAAAAGGAUGUUCCUAGUCACAUUUGACAGCAGGCUGGCAAUAUGGGCUGGCUCCUGACGGAACAAAGGAAUCCCAAACCUUUAGUUAAUCUCAUCUACCAGGGGAUAGGCUAGAAAGACAGAAUGGCUGAACCCCUGACCUUUUGGCAUUUUUUAGAACACUCUUAUAGUGAUCCUGGACAUUUUUCUUGAGUUUGGACGAGUUCAGCCAUUCCGCCCCUCGCAAGGGGAAAAGUUGGGUCUUUCAAGCUGAACUCUCCCGUUGAAAGUUUGGGAUCUACCCUGCUGAUAUCUAUGUGCAUCAUAAAAUGGGGAAAUCCAUUUUUUUAUAUUAAAAUUUUUUGGACUGUUAUUACAUCAUUUGUACUUUUGCACAUAAAAAUUAAACAAUCUAUUGUUUGCA